Messenger RNA from Chrysochloris asiatica (Cape golden mole), 291 nucleotides. It is a transcript of the gene SNAPC5, whose product is annotated as small nuclear RNA activating complex, polypeptide 5, 19kDa. The record is from RefSeq and is a predicted model, not a curated record. Gene Ontology annotation, biological process: transcription by RNA polymerase II; transcription initiation at RNA polymerase III promoter. The transcript has 3 exons. Lineage: Eukaryota; Metazoa; Chordata; Mammalia; Afrosoricida; Chrysochloridae. Gene Ontology annotation, cellular component: nucleus. The coding region runs from base 1 to 291 and encodes 96 amino acids.
AUGCUGAGCCGGCUUCAGGAGCUUCGCAAGGAGGAGGAGACGCUGCUUCGGCUAAAGGCGGCUCUGCACGACCAGCUCAAUCGACUUAAGGUUGAAGAGUUGGCCCUUCAAUCAAUGAUUAAUUCUAGAGGAGAUGAGAUGAUGUCUUCUCAGUCUGUACCAGAACAGCCACAAGAAAUGUUGGUGCAUGUAGACAAUGAAGCAUCCAUCAACCAAACUUCACUGGAGUUGAGCACAAGGAGCCAUGCUCUGGAAGAGGAGGAGGAAGAGGAAGAAGAGUCUGAUUCCUGA